Messenger RNA from Naegleria lovaniensis, 471 nucleotides. RefSeq lists its product as uncharacterized. Gene Ontology annotation, cellular component: lysosome. Gene Ontology annotation, biological process: sphingolipid metabolic process. The record is from RefSeq and is a predicted model, not a curated record. Bases 1 to 471 code for a protein of 156 amino acids. The transcript is spliced from 2 exons. Lineage: Eukaryota; Heterolobosea; Eutetramitea; Acrasida; Naegleriidae.
AUGUCAACGCUUCUUCCCAAGUCUUCCAUCAUGCAGGUCCAUCUUGGUUUCCUACUCAUCUUCAUUGCGUCGUGUUUCUUUCUUUUCUUUUCAUCCAUCAGUCACAUCCAAACAGUUCUCUCACAACAACCAAAUUUCCAUGUCAUGAAAAUUCAUUCUCACAAAAAUCCAAUCCGAUCAUCUGCUUCAUCGGAGAAUGAUUUGUGUUAUGGAUGUUUAUUGCUGGCUCAAGUGUUGGAUAGUUUUAUUACAUCGAAUAUUACUGCUCAAGAAGUGAUUAAAUUGGCCACAAAAAUUUGUCCCUAUCUACAACCUGAAAUUCAACCAGUGUGUCCACUCUUGGUAAAACAAAUGACACCUGAAAUUUUGGAAAUUCUUGUCACACGAGAGAAUCCACAUGUUUUGUGUCAACAACUUGGAGCUUGUAAGAAUGACACUGCUCUUGUUGAAAACUUGCCAAAGAAGAAUUAA